Doryrhamphus excisus (bluestripe pipefish) is the source of this 3006-nucleotide messenger RNA. It is a transcript of the gene cyp7b1, whose product is annotated as cytochrome P450, family 7, subfamily B, polypeptide 1. The record is from RefSeq and is a predicted model, not a curated record. Gene Ontology annotation, molecular function: steroid hydroxylase activity; oxidoreductase activity, acting on paired donors, with incorporation or reduction of molecular oxygen; iron ion binding. Gene Ontology annotation, biological process: cholesterol homeostasis; bile acid biosynthetic process. Lineage: Eukaryota; Metazoa; Chordata; Actinopteri; Syngnathiformes; Syngnathidae.
AAGUAACCGGAAAUGACACCACGCCUUGUCUCGUCUUUUUUGCAGACAUACGGUACGCAACAAUAUGUUCCCGUCGCUUGUGUUGAUGCUGCUGCUCGUGCUCGGGCUCGUGGUCCUCGUCCGCCGUCGUAGGAGACGUGACGGCGAGCCACCCCUAAUCAAUGGCUGGAUUCCUUUCAUUGGGAAAGCCGUGGAGUUUGGAAAAGAUGCUCACAAGUUUCUUGAAGCACAGAAGAAGAAGUCAGGAGACGUUUUCACUGUUCACAUUGCAGGUCAAUAUAUGACCUUCAUCAUGGACCCUCUGAUGUACCCCGCCAUCAUUAAACAUGGCCGACAACUCGACUUCCACCAGUUCUCCCAAAAGGUGGCACCAUUGACCUUCGGUUACCCGCCCGUCAACAGCGGGAAGUUCCCCGGUCUGGAUGAGCAGAUCAAACGCUCCUUCCAACUGCUCCAGGGAGACCACCUGACGAUGCUGACGGAGAGCAUGAUGGCCAAUCUUAUGAUGGUCCUUCGCCAGGACCACUUGAACGGCGAUGCCACCUGGAGGACGGCCGGCCUGUUUGACUUCUGCCAAUCUAUCAUGUUUGAAGCCACCUUCCUCACCCUGUAUGGGCGCCCGGGGAACGCCGCCCGCCACAGUCGCAUGGCGGAGCUGAGGGACCAAUUUGUCCGCUUUGACGCUGUCUUUCCGCUGCUCAUCGCUCAGAUUCCCAUCUGGCUUCUGGGACGCAUACAAAGUGUCAGAGACAAACUGAUCCGAUUCUUCCUGCCGCAGACCACAUCCAGUUGGUCCCACGCCUCACACUUCAUCCAACGUCGGUCCGAGCUCUUUGAACAGCAGAACUUACUGCGGGACAUUGACAAAGCGGCACAUCACUUCGCCAUCCUGUGGGCUUCAGUGGGGAACACGGUCCCGGCCGCCUUCUGGGCUGUCUACCACGUGCUGAGUGAGCCAGCAGCCCUGAUGGCGGUCCGUCAGGAGAUCCAUGACGUCCUGAAGCAGGGUGGUUUGCACUUCAGUGGUGAUGCUGAUGUGAUGAUCAGCAAGGAUCUUCUGGACAAGCUGCUGUAUCUGGAGAGCGCCAUCAAGGAGAGCCUGCGCUUGUCGUCGGCGUCCAUGAACAUCCGUGUGGUUCAGGAGGACAUGUCCCUGUGUCUGGACGCUGAGCGCAACGUGUCGGUCAGAAAGGGUGACGUCAUCGUCUUGUACCCUCAGAGCAUGCACAUGGACGCCACCAUUUACGAGGAUCCUCAGAAGUUUCGCUACGAGCGCUUCGUACAGCACGGCAAGGAGAAGACGGACUUCUUCAAGGACGGACAUAAGCUUCGCUACUUCCUCAUGCCUUUUGGAUCAGGAUCGUCCAUGUGUCCUGGACGCUUCUUUGCCAUCAACGAGAUUAAACAGUUCCUCUGUCUCCUGCUGCUCUACUUUGAUCUGGAGCUGGAAGCGGGGCAACCCGCCGCCCGCCUUGACACCAGCAGGGCAGGCCUCGGCAUCCUGCAGCCCAUCGACGACGUACGCUUUCGCUAUCGGCUGCAUAGCAACAUGUGUUAGCAUCAUCUAUAAGCAUCGUUUACACAACUUGGAAAAUACACAAAAAAGGGAUCCUUUUGUUAUGUGCCUCACAAAUACGAAUGAAAGUCAUGUGGAAACAAUUUUAAUGUUUGUUGAAUGUAAAAUGUAAAACUUUUUGAAUUAACAACUAUAAUCUGUACUAGAAGAUACAAUUAACAGAGCUGGAAAGCAAAGAUAACAUUAUCUUCCAUGCUGAAAACCUGGGGAGAAUAUUCUAGCUAAGUUAAUAGCAUGUGGCUAAUGUUAGCAUAACACGAAAGCAAAGACUAGAGUGGGAACGAUGGGAACAGGAAAUCAAGUUCCCAGCAGUAUUCCAGAGAAGAAAGAGUCUGGCAUGAUGCUGAUGGCCGAGCCGCUGCUAUUGUCCACAAAGACGGACACGUACUCGCCAGCCUACAACACAAACCGUGAUGAACAAGAUCACAUCUUCUGAUUGGUCCAGGCAUUGUUCGUUAACAGUUCUGAUGACAUAAAUGAGGUCAUGAAUAUGCAAAAAUUAGCAUAUUUUAGGGAUAGACUUGGCCUGACAAUGUCAACAUACUCGACAAUUUCAUUAAAGAAAACAUGUUUGAGUUUGUAUAGGGUGGCACGGUGGUCUAGGGGUUAGCGCACAGACCUCACAGCUAGGAGACCAGGGUUCAAUUCCACCCUCGGGCAUCUCUGUGUGGAGUUUGCAUGUUCUCCCCGUGCAUGCGUGGGUUUUCUCCGGGUACUCCGAUUUCCUCCCACAUUCCAAAAACAUGCUAGGUUAAUUGGUGACUCCAAAUUGUCCAUAGGUAUGAAUGUGAGUGUGAAUGGUUGUUUGUCUAUGUGUGCCCUGUGAUUGGCUGGCGACCAGUCUAGGGUGUACCCCGCCUCUCGCCCGAAGACAGCUGGGAUAGGCUCCAGCACCCCCCCCCCGCGACCCUCGUGAGGAAAAGCAGUAGAAAAUGAAUGAAUGAAUGAAUGAAUGAGUUUGUAUACCACGGCCUCCCAUGUUAAGCAAAAGUAUAAAAUACAUAGUCACUGACUUAUAUUACUGCAAUUAACUUUGAGCAUUGGUAAUUAAUUUUCAGCAAUGAUUGGCGCUAAACUUGCCGCUCAGCCAAAUGUAACGAGCAUAAAUCGGAAUGGGUCUGUUAUUUGUUUUAAUGACUUUAUCUUAUAACUUUACUGCAAUUAACUUUGAGCAUUGGUAAUUAAUUUUCACCGGUGAUUGGCGUUGCUGGUGCUAAACUUGGCGCUCAGCCAAAUGUAACGUAUAUAAAACGAUGUAAGUAAAAUACAUCUCUAUUGUACUCUGUCACUGGCAUAAAAAAAAUUUGAUGCAAGUCACAUAACAUAUAGGCAAAAAAAUCGGAACUGACCUGCAAUGUGAAUAUAGCCAAAGAUGCCUUAUAAUGUCAAUACAAUUAAAGCAUGCCUCCUCUGUAUGGAUAGAACAUUGU